AUGGUGCUUAAACGAUUAUUAAACGUAGUUAGAAGCUUUUUACUUUUUAGUAAUGUUCAUGGAUUUUCUUAUGUUGCUGAUAGAGAAAUUCAUUGGAUAGGAAGAUUAUUUUGGUUAACAUGUAUUGUAGUUUGUUACAUUGCAUCUUAUUUCUUAAUAAAAGCUUCUUAUGAAAAUUAUGAAUAUAAUAGUAUCAGUUUUGUUAUGGAUACAGCGUAUCUUGAAUGGGAAACUAACUUUCCGGCUAUUAUUGUUUGUGAAGUUGAAGGUGAUCGCGCUGAAGAGUUAGCACUUGAAAUUUACGGUAAAGGUGGUGGUUCCCCGUACUCCCCAGACCUUUUUAAUGAAAUUGGAUUUUUUCGUGGAACUGCAUCUUUGAUUAAAGAUCAAUGUACCGAGGAAGAGAAUUUUGAACCAUGUAAUAUAAAUUUCACUUUCAUCUCUGAUAAGUUACGAAAAAAUUGUACUUCCUUGUUUAGAGAAUGUUUUUGGAAUGACGUAAAAAUCGAUUGUUGUAAAUAUUUUCUUCCUUUACAAACUGAAGUAGGAUUAUGCUACGCAGUUAAUUCACUUCAAACUGGUAAAGAGGAAAUGCCAAGUUUACAAAUUCCCGAUUAUCAAUUUAAAACACUUACAGGCGCUAAACGUGAAUAUAUUGUAUCGAUUAAAGAAACCAAAAAUGAACCAGCAGUAAGAAAUAUAGCAAUGAAACAUAGAAAAUGUCGUUAUCCGGAUGAAAAUUAUACAAAACAUCAAAAGUAUUACAGUUUAUUUGGAUGUGUCAUUGAUGAAAGAAUAAGACAACAUCAUAAAUUGUGUAAUUGUACACAUCACUUAAUGGCAAACGCAAAAAAAAUUUGCAAAUUAGAGGGUUUACUUUGCAUUUCUAAACAUUUUGAUGAUUUAACUGUUAUAAAACCAAAGUGGUCAAAGAAACAAGGCUUGGCCGUUGAUUGUUUACCCUCUUGUGUUGAAGACGAAGUUGAUGUUAUUCACGUCAAAAAUAAUCUCAGAUUGGAUAAAACAGAAUACGGUGAAAUAAUUGUUUCGAUGAACGAGUGGCCCACAGUACGAUUUAAAAGAACAGUAGUACGUGAUAAAUUAGAUUUAAUAGUUUCAAUCGGUGGUACAGUUGGCUUGUUUAUUGGCGCAAGUGUUUUAAGUAUUGUUGAGAUUUUCUAUUAUUUUGGAUUCAGAAUUUGGUUCAACACGAACACACAAGACUUUCCAGAAACAAAUGUACAACAAGUGGGAAAUACAAAUAAAGUGCAACCUAUGCAACCAGAUGUAAUACGCGUUGGUUAUAAAUUAGCUACUAAUAAAGACAAUGAAAUUAUCUUAAUUAAGACAAAAGAUCCAAAUGAAAAAACAAACACAACUCCAACAUACUCUUUUUCAUAUCAUGAAUAAUAUUUUUACUUUAUUACUUUAAUGCCGAAUAUAUUUAGCUUUAUCAGAACUUGGUCUUAACCAUAUUGGGCACCGGGAUGCGAAAAUCAGCUUGAGCCC
Chrysoperla carnea is the source of this 1509-nucleotide messenger RNA. RefSeq names its product sodium channel protein Nach. Lineage: Eukaryota; Metazoa; Arthropoda; Insecta; Neuroptera; Chrysopidae. The transcript is spliced from 8 exons. The coding region runs from base 1 to 1410 and encodes 469 amino acids. The record is from RefSeq and is a predicted model, not a curated record. Gene Ontology annotation, biological process: sodium ion transmembrane transport. Gene Ontology annotation, cellular component: membrane. Gene Ontology annotation, molecular function: ligand-gated sodium channel activity.